Molecule: messenger RNA, 4539 nt
Organism: Pseudocercospora fijiensis CIRAD86
Lineage: Eukaryota; Fungi; Ascomycota; Dothideomycetes; Mycosphaerellales; Mycosphaerellaceae
Exons: 3
Biological process (GO): histone catabolic process
Cellular component (GO): Lid2 complex
Molecular function (GO): ubiquitin-protein transferase activity; chromatin binding
Source: RefSeq, a predicted model, not a curated record
GCCGCCGAAAGCACGUAUGGCACGCGCUCCCGCAAUCGGACCAAUGCGCGACCCAAUUACGCCGAAGACCAGGACAUGGACUUUGAAUUCUCCUCUGCCGCCACCACAACGACCAAGAAGAAGACAAACGACUCACCUGCUGCAUCGGCCUCCAGCGCCAGCGCCAGUGACGCGAAACGCGCGCAGGACUCGGCCUCUUUUCUCGCCGUCAACAGCAAUGGCAAUGGCACCGGCACGGGUACCAACGAGUCGACGCCUGCACCGUCUUCUGCUGCACCAACUUCCAAGAAGCGGAAAGCUGCCGGCGCCGCUGCGACUUCGUUGCAGUCCCAAGCAGCCUCUGCCACGCCGCCCCCAGCAGCGUCGCGAAAGUCGGCUGCACCUGCAACUUCAUCAUCGUUGUUGGCACGUGAGACCAACGUGAUGACCUUUUCCAAGCAUCGCAAUUGUCUCAACAAAAAAGGCGAGCUCAUUGCCGACGACGGGACGAAGCUGAGUGUCAACGAUCACGUGUAUCUCGUGUGCGAGCCGCCAGGCGAUCCGUACUAUGUCUGUCGUGUCAUGGAAUUUCUCCAUGUCGACGGAGACGGUCCGAACUCGCCCGUAGACUCCCUGCGUGUCAAUUGGUAUUAUCGACCUCGAGAUGUGCAACGAUUCAGCAGCGAUACCCGCCUGGUCUACGGCACCAUGCACUCAGACCUAUGCCCUCUUACGUCGUUAAGAGGCAAGUGCACAAUCAAGCAUCGCUCGGAGAUUGACGAUCUGGACGCAUAUCGCAAGGAGCGUGAUUGCUUCUACUUCGUGCAGGUCUUUGAUCGUUUCAUCCGCCGCUCGUACGAGUGUAUACCUGUGUCGCAGAUCGUCAACGUGCCGGAGAAGGUCAAGAAAGCGCUUGAUGAACGAUGGAAGUUUGUUGUCGUCGAGAUUGGUCGCGUCAAGGAAUUGACCAGCGCAGCGAAGUCGUGCAAGCGAUGCGCACGAUAUUGCGCAUCGAGUGACUCUGUCGACUGCGCGAUAUGCAAGAACUCGUAUCACAUGAACUGUGUACAGCCGCCGCUACCCAAGAAGCCAUCUCGUGGAUUCGCCUGGGCUUGCGGGCCUUGCAGCAGAGCCUCCGAGAAGAAGCAGGAUGCGCGAAACACUCCAGCAAGCGGCCAUGUGACUGAAGCUGAAGAAGAAGAGCCUGUCGAGCAGGAAGAGCUACCCGGGGCAUCGAAUGUCACCACCCGCGCACCCAGUCCCAGUGGCGAUGACAUGGUUAUUGAUGAGCAUCCAGCGACUCAAGCGGAAAUUGCUCUCGCGAAGAUGUGGCCAAUGCGAUACCUAGGUAUUCAUGCGAGAGUCGAGGACGCGCUGCAGUACGACGACCGAGCAAUCUAUCCACGAGCAAGUUCGCGUUUGGGGCCACGUCACCAGGCAAAUGUCAACAUGUGGCAUGGCCGGCCUGUGGAACUUGUGAAGCCAGCUGAGAUCAAGAAGCGCUACCAGAAGGGUGGUGCACAGAAGAAAGAAGGCAAGCUCACCAAAGAAUCAUUAGCAGCGAUCGAAGCCGACAAAGAAGACAAGGCAAAGCGUCCAAAAUGGGUGCAGGACGAACCUCCAGGCUACGUAGCACGUGGCGAGGACUACGACGCCAAAGAUCCCCGGUGCACAGCGACUUUACUGUUCAAGAUGCCAGGUCCGGACGACGAGAUAAAAGUAUCUCCAUCAACAGUAAUGGACAUGAGUUGGCAGCAUGAGGAGGACCUGGAAACACGAAAUGACAUGUUCGUGAAGUCGUAUACCGACAAGGCGAAGACUCAUGCUCGCGGGGUGGGAGUUCCUCCCUUCGGCACCAAUUUCCUGGACAAGGCUGUCGAACUUCUCACCAAGAACCGUUACAACGUAGAUGCAGCGCUGAAGCAACUCUCGAAAGUGGAUCGCGUGAGAGACCUCCACGAACCAGUCUUGAGCAAAUCAGACCUGAUCAAGUUUGAGGAGGGAGUGGCGAAAUAUGGAUCCGAGCAUCGAUCGAUUCGCUUGCACAUGAAAACGGCAUUACCACAUUCAGACAUUGUCCGGUUCUACUAUCUCUGGAAGAAGACGCCAAAAGGCCGAGAGAUCUGGGGCAACUAUGGAGGGCGCAAGAAGCGAAAGGUUGAAAGUGAUGCCGGUGCUAAACUGCAGGCUGAGCUGGCAAACGAUGGGGACGAUUCAGCAUUCGACAGCAACAAGGCGGCCAGGAAGGGACGAGGAUUCCAGUGCAAAUUUUGCAACACUAUGCACUCGCGGCAAUGGCGGCGCGCGCCAGGAGUCUCGCCGGGGCAGGUUGCAGCACCUGAGAAAGGCCUCAAGGUGGACAAGAGAGACAGGCCACUGCUUGCCUUGUGCCUUCGAUGCGCAGGUCUCUGGCGGAAGUAUGCCAUUCAGUGGGAAGAAAUCGACGAGGUGGCUAAGAAAGUUGCUGCUGGAGGUGGCAAGGCACUCAAACGCAAGAUUGACGAGGAGCUCAUGCGCGAGCUGAUCGCCGCGAACGAAGCAGCCAAUAACCCUCCGGAACUGUCAUUGCCCUCUGUUCCAUCAAUCGAGGGCGCAGAGCCUCCUAGGAAGAAGUCGAAGACUGACAAGAAUGGCACACUCGCGGCAGCCGAGACAGCCAAGAAAGUCGAAAAACCACCGCCUCCUCCAAAAGAGCCAACUCCACCACCGCCACCCAUAAUACCAGCGCAGCCGACGUGGAAAGUGUUGCCAUGCGCUGUAUGCAAAGGCGUCGACGACACAAUUGCUUGUGCGCACUGCAAGCUCACUGUACAUCGAAGGUGCUUUGGCGUCAACAAGAACGAGGGUGUGCGAUCCAAUGGCGAAGUCUACUGGGUAUGCGAUCAGUGCCAGAAUGACCGCAAUCCUUCCGUGUCUACAGACUACUCAUGCUGCUUGUGCUUGACCGAAGAAACACUCGUUGAUUUGGUCGAACCAACAAAGGUUUCCCACAAGAAGAAAACAGACCGAGAAAAGGAAAAGGAGCGACUGGAAAAAGAGCUUGCCGACGGGAUGAGAGCGGAGUACCGCAGCAAGCAGCUGUCACAUCACCGACCUGUCAUCCCUCGCGAGCCUCUGAAGCGGACUGCUGGAAACUGUUGGGUUCACGUCAACUGUGCUGUUUGGGCACCUGAGACCCGCUUCAGUAAUGCCGAAGCUCUCGAAGUCGUGGAGGGCAUUCAGCUUAUCCCAGCGGCCCGAUUUGAAGCCGUCUGCAAGCUGUGCAAGAACAGAGACCACCACAACAAAUUCCGCGAGAAUUCCGGCGCCUGCGUCAACUGCUUCACCUGUCAAGCACCUUUCCACGUCUCCUGCGCAUUCGAGUCAGGAUACACAUUUGGGUUCGAUGUGACGCCUGUCAAAGGAUCACGCAAGGAUCAAGUCAUCACCGCGACUCUGGGCCAGGAAACUGGCGCCGUGACACCAGUCAUAAUUUGCAAGGAGCAUCCCAUCGGCGCCAAAACUGUGCUACACCCUAUCGAUGAAAUAAACGAGGAGACUGGCAAGAACGCUCUGCAGACAUAUGUGGCGGCAUACAAGCAGGCCGAUCUGACACUUACAGGCACCGUGCGUAAGGCUCAUCAGGCUCAAAUCACUAAGGAUAAGGGUCAACAACCCGCUUCUGCUCUGGCUGCGAGCAGGAGAGAAUCAGGUGCGCACAGCAUUGCUGCUGCCGUCAGGCGUGGAGCGAGGACCUCUUCUGUGGCCGAGACGAAAGUCGAAGCUGACGAUAGCUCCAACGACACCUCGAACGUGCUAGCCGCUAAUGGUCGCAAGUGCAUGAAGUGUAAUGUCGAUGUGACGCCUCGCUGGCAUCCAGUGUUCCGGCAGGCCAAGGAAGAGGAUGCCAAGUCUCCAGAGCAGCGACGCGUGUCCAUUAAUCGCGCAGACCGACCAGCGCUGUCGCCACCGAAACAGUUCCCACUUCAGCUCGAGUUCAAUCGUGGAUCACAGCCACCCGCUCCUACGCCGUCCAUUGAAGAGCAAUUCUUGGUGUGGGAUCGACCUGUCCGCCCGACUCCUGCUCCUCCGCCACCUGUCAACGGCAUGCCCGGAGGUGGAUUCCAUCCUCCACCGCCGCCGCACCACAUGGGCCAUCCUCCGCCUACGCACCCUUACGCGCCACCCUUUGGUCAACAGCCAAACGGAUAUCAUGGCGUGCCUCCACCGCAUCCAAUGCAUGAACGGCAUGGCAGCCAUGGGAACAGCUAUGGUUAUCCUCCUCCACAGCACUCGCCAGGACCUCCAGCACCUUAUUACGGACCUCCAGGAGGACCCAGACCGCCUCACUUGAACGGCUAUCAUACGCCUGUGCAGUCGUCGCCACACGGUUCACAGCAGCCACCUUUGCACUCUCCGACUUACCAACAUCCUCCGCAGCAUUCGCAGAUGGGCGGGCCUCGAUCAGAUGGUCAAUAUCCGGCGCAGUUGCAUCCGCUUGGACCUCCAGUGCAUUCUAGUCCCCAUGCGCCCUUUGGCAGACCUGGUUCACAACCAGCCUCAGCUACGCCGCAGCAUCCU